Molecule: messenger RNA, 797 nt
Organism: Arabidopsis arenosa
Lineage: Eukaryota; Viridiplantae; Streptophyta; Magnoliopsida; Brassicales; Brassicaceae
Source: the annotation of a GenBank genome assembly
UUUCAACCGGUUUCACCGUCCAAUAUGGGCCAUAUAGUAAACAACCCUUACUUAAAUCUCAAUUCAAAUUCUCCAGUGGUCUCAUCUUCUUCCAAUGAAGCCGAGCUUAAAGAGAACCCUAACGAUAAGAGUGACCGAAUGGAGGAUAAUGAAGGCGACCAAGAUGGUGUUGGUAAAAGCUCCAAGCAAUUGACAAAACAAGGUAAAAAGAAAGGAGAGAAGAAAGAGAGAGAAGCUAGAGUUGCAUUUAUGACAAAAAGCGAGAUUGAUCAUCUUGAAGAUGGUUAUAGAUGGAGAAAAUAUGGACAAAAGGCCGUCAAGAACAGUCCUUAUCCAAGGAGUUACUAUAGGUGCACAACACAGAAGUGUAACGUGAAAAAACGUGUAGAGAGAUCAUUUCAAGAUCCGUCGAUCGUAAUUACAACCUACGAAGGAAAACACAACCAUCCGAUCCCAUCGACGUUGAGAGGAACCGUGGCCGCUGAACAUCUACUAGGCCACCGUGGUGGUGGAGGCGGUUUCCUCCAUAACUUCCCUCGUCACCAUCAAGAGCUUCUCAUGAUGAAACAUCCUCUGGCCAAUUAUCAAUCGGUGGGAUCUAUGUCGUACGAACAUGGUCAUGGGACCUCUAGCUACAAUUUUAAUAAUAAUCAACCAGUUGUUGACUAUGGUCUUCUUCAGGACAUUCUUCCUUCAAUGUUCUCCAAGCACGAAUCUUGAGAGAGGGUACGUUACGUACGUACUAUAGAUCGUAUCUUUAUGGUUGCAUUAUAUAAGCAUAAAUCAUUAGUACUAUA